Pocillopora damicornis (cauliflower coral) is the source of this 3878-nucleotide messenger RNA. Its product is annotated as kazrin. Gene Ontology annotation, molecular function: protein binding. The record is from RefSeq and is a predicted model, not a curated record. NCBI's taxonomy places the organism in Eukaryota, Metazoa, Cnidaria, Anthozoa, Scleractinia, Pocilloporidae.
AUGGCGGACGUAAACAGUGAGGGAAAAACAGAUGCCUCUCCCGCCAAGGAACGCAAGUUUUCUUUGACACCGAUAGAGGCCAUGGCUGAAGUCGACAAGCUCAAAGAAAGGGUUCGCUCCCUAUCUUUUAGUAGUACGAUCUCAGGAGAAAGUACUGACAGUGGCAGUUCCGUCACACGACCACUCGUGAAAAAGCAGGACGAUUUAAUAGAUUGCUUGAGUGUUAUGCGGCGCUUGAUGGAACAGGCAGAGGGUGAGAGCAAACGAAUGAGGGAGGAAAAACUUGUUAUUGCUUCUAAAAUCAACAGUUCUCUUACUGCGGUUAAUCGGGAGGUGGAAUAUUUGAAGGCAGAACUUAGAGAUCAAGACAAGAGGCUGUCGGAGCUGGCGAGCAAUAAAUUAACUUCUGAAACGAAAACUGAUGGUGCUGGAUCGUCUAAGAGUAUAGUAGAAGAUUAUAAAGAAGACAAUGAUAGAUUACGGUGUGAAAACGAGUUUUUAACCAGAGAACUCAACGAAUGGAGAAAUGGAAACACAGACUUAGAUCAGCUUCGGCAAAGGCUCCAUUCUUGUGAACUCGAAAUUGCUCGAGCUAAAGAAACGAUUUCUUGUAUGAAAAUGGAAAGGAAACGUUUGAAAACGGAAAAAAUGGAUUUACUUAAUCAAAUGAAGCAGGUUUAUGGAAUAUUGGAGGUAAAGGAAACAGAACUUAGAGAAUUUAUUCAGAAUUAUGAACAACGGAUGUUAGAAGGUGAAGAACGAAUUAAGCGCCUGGAGAGCGAAAAGCGGACUUGGGAUAAGGAGCGAUGCGAUCUAUUAAGAGAAACCGAUAGCUUAAAAUCACAGUUGGAACUGAAAGACGUACAGCUGAAGGAAUUGGAAGCUGAUUUUUUCGAAGUGAAACGACAUCUGACGGCUCUGCAAUCUUCGCUCAGCGAGAACAAUUCACAGUUCUUUUUUAAAACGAACAACUUAAAUGUGGACACCGCAGGAGGCAAACGUACAUGUAGAACGAACGCCACGAAUAUUAAGAAGAUAAAUUCCCUGCAAAACUUGAAAGAUUCACCAAGAUCCCCGCUAAAAAACGGAGAUCAUUGUCCUGUGCCAGUCCCAAGAUCACCAGUGGGGUCAGUUUCAUCAGACUCUCAGUCUGAUUUAAGCCAAGCCCCUACACCAAAUGACUCAGAAGUCUUUGAUUUUGGUGUUCAAACCAACUAUGAACAACAUGACCCAAGUAAGAAGAAAAUCAAGAGACGUUCAUCCUCACUGUCUAGGUUUUUUUCACGAGGAAGGCAACGAAAGCCUCUCUUCAAGCCUUUAGUUAAAGAAUUUCCAGACAUUGAUAAUGUGGACAAAACUCCAACCAGCAUGAGUUAUGCCGAGAAAAAGCGUGUGUGGGAAAUACACAAAGACAUCCCAAUGGUUUGUUGGAAAGCCAAUAUGGUUUUAGCCUGGCUAGAGGUGGAGUGCCAAAUGCCUAUGUAUUCACCGAUGUGUUAUGACAACAUUAAAAGUGGCAAAGUGUUGUUGGAGCUUAAUGAUACUGAGCUUGAAGCUGGACUUGGUAUGGGUAACAUAAUGCAUCGAAGGAAAUUGAGAUUAGCUAUUGAGGAUUACAGGGAGCCCUCUUCUGUAAAAUUUUCAGAGAUAUCCUCUGUAGAUCACCUUUGGGUGUCCCGCAUAUGGAUUAGAGACCUGGGUCUCAGCCAGUAUUGCUCAGCAUUUGAAGCUCAGAUGAUUGAUGGAAGGCUUUUGAAUGUGCUCACAAGAAAAGAUAUGGAGAAACAUCUCAAUGUCAGCAAAAAAUUUCAUCAGUCAAGUAUUCUUCAUGGUAUAAAGUUGCUGCGGAUGAUGGAGUUCAACAAAGAGUUGCUAAUGGAGCGUAGAAGAAAAAGUGAAGAAAAUGACUUGGAUCCUCUAGUUUGGACUAAUGAGAGAGUUGCUAAGUGGUGCCGUUCUGUGGACUUGGGGGAAUAUGCAGACAGUUUGAGGGACAGUGGUGUCCAUGGAGCAUUGUUGGUCCUUGAUCAAUCGUUUGGAGCAGAUGAACUGGCUCAAGCUCUUGGCAUUCAUUCAUCCAAGAACAUUAUCAGGAGGCAUCUUACCUCUGAACUGUUAUCUGUGUUAGUCCCUGCAAGAACUGCAGUGGCACCCAGUGAAACUGAAAUCAAAAACAAGGAGAAACAGAAGACACGUCGAUCACUGAGUUUCAACUCUGGCAGCCGAACUAGUAUGAAUUCAGAUAUCAAAAGACACAGCUUCAGAGAUUCAUUCAUGACUCAUAAAAAGAACAGACCGACAAGAACAAGUAGUACUGGCGAUGAUUUGUCAAACUCAGAUUACUCUGCGGUACAAAUGAGAACCUCGCUUAGAAGGUCUCGCUCGCGACCAAAGUCGUCUUUACAGUAAAGCGGGAAGUAACAGCAAUAGUUAUUAACUGGAAAAAAAAAACUGGUCAAACUUCUUACAAGCUAACCUUAAAAGGGUUUUGGCUUUCAACGGGUCUGUUUCGUGCGUUAUCAACAUUUUGUAAGUACUCAGCCUUUGUCGAAAGGAAUUAAUUUCACUUUUGUUUUAAAAAAAAAUCACCGCAGUUUUUUCUUAUGACAGUGGCGGGAUGUCAAAUUGAUAACACAGUUCAAUGAUUUCUUGUCCACAAUAACCUGAAUAAUCCAACAGAAGUUUUUUGCUGAAUCAUUUCCACUCUUCCCUUCUCUAAGCGGAAUUUUCUGGCGUUGUUAGUUGUUGCGAUUGGAAUUUGGUCAUAUCCCUGAGACGACAUUCAUUAAUCAUAUGGAGUGCUCCUUUGCUUUCGUUUUGAUUCUUGUAUACAUUCCAUGGUGCAUAUGGCCUUGAUAACUUCAGUUGAGCUUUGUUCAUUUGGGGUUACAAGUAGUUCGAUUUCAAGAACGAAACACCACGAAACUAUUUAAAGUCUUACUUUUGAUGCUAGUAUCAUGAUGAUGCAGCCUGUAAUGAGAACUUGUUUUGAAGUAUACGUACUUAAUAUUCCAGUGUUGGGUGGGGGCGGGGAGGGAAAUUUUUCUCGUGGAGUGAGAGGCAGCGUGCGAAGCUUUUGUAAGAGACUUUGAUAUGAGUGAGAUGACGUCCAUAUUACGUAUCAAUUGAAGUGUUUGUUACACGCAUGGACGGUUUUUUACCCCUAUGACUUCCACUUUUAAAGAACUAUUUUUUUGUUUUCCCGAAUGAUUUGUUUAUGUCUAGACUAUAUGACACACAAAAUGACACAAACACCUCACUGAUCACUGUACAGUUUUAGAAAUUUAGUCUGGUUUUAGAAAUCACAGGGAAGUGCUUUUCCCUGUAGAAGAAUUUCGAAAAAAAGCACUAUACUUGUAAGCUAAUAACAUAGAUGGAAAUAAGGUUCUCUAAUCUUUGAAUUUCUUUCGUCACAAAACGUUCUACUCUUUCUAAUUGUAGACUGUAUUAUAUGCACAUAGUAAAAUUUUAAUUUUAACUGAAUUAUUUUAUUUGCAAGAUUCUAAUUUAUUGAGUAGUUAUGAAUGUCAGCAGAAAUUUAAACUGCCGAGCACAGUCUCAGAAAUAAUUUAUUUCACAACUUUGACUUAGAUGUUUCUUGACUGAAAGAGAAAAAUUUACGUAAUAUAUUUAGAAUUGUCACUGUGUUGCUGGUCGAUUUUGUAUCGCAAGAAGGCUGAAUAUUUCUUUGUUACACUGCUAAUUCUUAGCUGCGUAUACUACUAUUCUUUCCAUUCUCAGGACAUUCUGCAAAUUUUAAAUUUGUUUAGUACAGAUUGAUAGGUAUAGUCUUAAAAUGUUACGAUGAGAACAGGAGCGUAGCUAUAAAGGGAGGGGGGUGGUCCUGGAGCGCCAUUAAACCUCACCCUCUCCCCAUU